UUCCAUCGGUCACCAGCAAUAAGGCAAGAAUCAGAACCUUAGUGUUAGAAGGUUUGACCUCGGUCCCAACAUAACCUCGGUCCUCGUGCUACUGAGUCCCAAAAGGUUGCAAAUUGCAAUGAGCUGCGCUUGCCGCUCUGUUCUCCGGUAUCUCAAUGGAAACUCAGAGCUUGCUUUCAGGAUUCUGCGCAGACCCAACAAUAUUUUCAUCGUUUCGAAAUGCGAAAACCCCGUUCCUUUUUGCGUCAUCUCCUUCUUCUUCGGUAUCUUUUUCUCAGUGCCGUAAAUGGGUCCCCUACACAAUCCCUCCCUCUUCUCCGCAAAGGGCAUGGUCUAAGCAGAGAUUGAAUUGUACUAAUCGUGUAGAAAACGUAGGGGAUUCUAUUUCUCAUGGAAAAGAUUUUGAAAACGGGGUUAGAAGGAAAAAGCUUGCGGUUUUCGUCUCCGGUGGAGGGUCGAACUUCAGGUCCAUUCACGAAGCUUCUCUUCGAGGAUCAAUUCUUGGAGAUGUAGUUGUUUUGGUCACAAACAAACGAGGCUGCGGAGGUGCAGAGUAUGCAAAAGAUAAGGGCAUACCAGUUGUUUUGUUCCCCAAAUCAAAAGACAAACCUGAUGGACUCUCUCCAAGCGAACUUGUAUCUGCGCUUAGGAGAUUUGAGGUUGACUUUAUAAUCCUGGCGGGAUAUCUAAAACUUAUACCAGUGGAGUUGAUCCGAGCUUAUCAUAGAUCCAUAAUAAACAUCCAUCCAUCACUCCUUCCAGCUUUUGGAGGCAAAGGCUAUUAUGGUAUGAAGGUGCACAAGGCAGUCAUUGCUUCUGGAGCAAGAUACUCAGGUCCAACAAUACAUUUUGUCGAUGAGCACUAUGACACGGGUCGUAUCCUUGCUCAAAGUGUUGUCCCCGUGCUUGCUAAUGACACUGCAGAGGAGCUGGCAGCAAAAGUUCUUCAGGAGGAACAUCGGCUGUAUGUGGAGGUGACAGCAGCAUUAUGUGAAGAGCGGAUAAUUUGGAGGGAAGAUGGUGUUCCUCUCAUCCGUUGCAAAGAAAACCCCAGCCAUUACAGGUAGCACAACCAAACAUCAGCAAUCUCUGUUUUUGGUAAUGCUCUUGAUUCCAAUAUAUCACCCCUGCCUUGUCUUUAUACAAUACCCUACGUGAGUACGUUCAAAUACCCAAACCUGAGAAGCACUCCUAACCAGCCAAUAUAGGGGGAAUAUUGGGGAGAGAGAGAGAGAGAGAGAGAGAGAGAGAGAGAGAGAGAGAGAGAGAGAGAGAGAGAGAAGCCAAUUUAUGGAGCCUGGUUACUGAUCCAUUAUAUGUGGAUGAACUGCCUUGCAAGUAUUUUUUUGUGAUGUUGGCUGUUUUUAAACUAGCCUGACAAAUUGACAGGCGGCUUUUUCUGACUGGUAAAUGAGCUUAAAACUUCGGAAUUGAUUUAUUUGACUUUGAUUCA
Messenger RNA from Carya illinoinensis, 1453 nucleotides. Its product is annotated as phosphoribosylglycinamide formyltransferase, chloroplastic. Gene Ontology annotation, biological process: 'de novo' IMP biosynthetic process. NCBI's taxonomy places the organism in Eukaryota, Viridiplantae, Streptophyta, Magnoliopsida, Fagales, Juglandaceae. Bases 156 to 1067 code for a protein of 303 amino acids. Gene Ontology annotation, molecular function: phosphoribosylglycinamide formyltransferase activity. The record is from RefSeq and is a predicted model, not a curated record. Gene Ontology annotation, cellular component: chloroplast; cytoplasm. The transcript is spliced from 5 exons.